Molecule: messenger RNA, 1310 nt
Organism: Zingiber officinale
Lineage: Eukaryota; Viridiplantae; Streptophyta; Magnoliopsida; Zingiberales; Zingiberaceae
Product: zinc finger CCCH domain-containing protein 4-like
Exons: 1
Coding region: 153-1079 (308 amino acids)
Biological process (GO): regulation of flower development
Cellular component (GO): nucleus
Molecular function (GO): protein binding
Source: RefSeq, a predicted model, not a curated record
GCUCCACGUAUGCGCGAUGCCCAGGAGACUGAACCCUCCGGCAACCCUAACCGAUCGCGUGGGUACACAACUUCCCCGUCCCCCAACCAACCUCCCCAUCCCAAUCCCACCCCCACCGCCCGAAACUUAAAGCCCAACCCACUCCGACUCCGAUGGCCAGUGGCGGUGGUGGCGUCGGUCGCGGCCGCGGCCGCGGGGCGGGUGGUGGAGCUCAGGUCCCAACCCUCGGCGCGGGAAUCGCCGCGAGAGAGUGCGAAUCCUGCCGUGCCACGCCCGGCAUCCCCUUCUGCCGCGUCGAGUGGUCUUUCCUCUGCGCCGGCUGCGCCUCCGUCGUCCACGGCCAGAGCUGGAUCGUCGCUGUUCCCCCUACCGGAACCACCUUUGGCUCCAAUCUUAGCCCUGUUUCUGGCGCUUACGCUGCUCCUUAUGCUUAUCAGCACCCUUUCCCUCCUAAUCCUAGCCCUAAUCCUAGUGCUGCCGCUCCUCUCCCUAACCCUCCGCCCAAUUCUAAUCCCAACCCUAAUCCUAACCCCAGCCCUACGCCGAGUUCGAACCCCAACCACAUUGUGCAGCUGUCGUCGGACGAGGGUGAACAGUCCGCUGGAGAUCCAGGCGACGACGACGAUGGUAUCGGAGGCAGGAAACGGCGUCGGCCUUCAUCAGAAGGGGAGAGCGCGGGGCGUGAGGCCAGCGUGAUGAGGUACAAGGAAAAGCGGAAAAACCGGAACUUUGAUAAGACGAUCCGAUACGAGUCGAGGAGGGCUCAUGCCGAAAUGAAGCCAAGGGUCGGCGGGAAAUUUGUAAAAUCUGCGGAUGAUGUCUCCGGCGAGGUUGACGAUACUGCCAGCGCAGAACAGGAGGGCGUUGCUGUCGGAGGAGAGCUUGAUAGAGGCGGUGAUGCGAUCGUAAGGGACUCUAGUGAGGAGGCGAGGACCAACACAGUUACAGAGUUGGGUGAUCCCAUCAAACUGUUGAAACCUUUAGAUCCGGGAGAAAUGGUGAGCACAAGUCUGAGCUUUGAGGUGGAGCAAUUUGGAGGAGUGGAAAUCGAUGCUGCUGAGGAAGUUGGCCUCUUGUGAAUUUGAUCUUGGCCUAGGGCUUGCUGCUCGGAUUUGUCACUUGGGUUGGUUGUUCAAUAAUGGAAAUUUCCUCAAGGUAAGCCACAGCUUUCCUCUGUAUUUUAUCUUGCAAUGACCAAUAAGUUAUAGUGUGAGCUUUUAGGAUCGGCUUAAUGUUUCUCUAGUAAUUGGAUGAGAUUUUGUGCAUUGGUGUACUUUUCUUAAUCAUGAUUGACUGUGAUGGUCUGUUCA